Myxocyprinus asiaticus (Chinese sucker) is the source of this 3515-nucleotide messenger RNA. RefSeq names its product CCM2 like scaffold protein (gene ccm2l). The record is from RefSeq and is a predicted model, not a curated record. Lineage: Eukaryota; Metazoa; Chordata; Actinopteri; Cypriniformes; Catostomidae. The transcript is spliced from 10 exons. Gene Ontology annotation, biological process: heart morphogenesis. The coding region runs from base 117 to 1964 and encodes 615 amino acids.
UUCCUGCACAGUCCAGCCUGGCUCCAGGGGGCUGAGAGGAGAAUCAGGGCCAAUCCUACACAGAGACACAAACAAACACAAACAUUUGCACACAGCUAGCCAUCGGGCAGGUCAGUAUGGAUUAUGAGCCCAAGAGAGCAAAGAAGGGCUUUGUUUCACCGAUAAAACGUCUGGUGUUUCCUAAAUCCAGUCGGCGACAGGCAGAAAAAGGCAGUGUGUACCGCAGACCCCUUCACACUGUCCCCCUCUACCCGCCUGACUACCUCAUCCAUCCUGAAAGACUGAUUUAUGACUAUGUGGAGAAGGAGGUCAAAUUCUUGGGACACCUGACAUGGGUGUCAUGUUCCCUGAAUCCAUCAAGCAGAGAUGAGCUGUUGCAGCUUCUGGACACAGCUAGAAAGCUGAGGGUUUUGCCUCUGAAAACCAGCAUGGAGCAGGACUGCAUUCUUAGUCUGUCUGCUCGCUGUCUGCUGCUCACCUGGAGAGACAAUGAAAAAUUGCUGCUGAGAAUCCCCACACAUGAAAUCGCUGCUGCCUCCUAUCUGCGAGACGAUGCACUGCAUCUUCUAGUGCUCAAAACUGGUCUGAAUGUGGACACUGUGUUAGCUGGGGACAGUCUGGAGAAUAGACCGACUGGUUUGGAAAGCAGAAGACAAACUAUAAGCAACACUGACCCUAGACCUGCAGGGGGCACCAUGGAGCGACGCCACACCAUCUGCGGCGUGGACUGGAAGCUCUCCUCUCGCAACGAGCCCAAACAAGUCAGUGUAGGGGGGGGAGGAGGUGGGACUGGUGGCGGAGGAGGUAAUAGUGAUGGUGGCAGCCUUGAGCGGAAACGUGUAAGCGGGAGUUGGGAGCGUAGGCAGACCCGGAAGCCAUGCGGAGGAAGCUGGGAGAAGCGACCGAUGAGUGGGAGCUGGGACCGCCGGCCUGUAGGGGGCAGCUGGGAGCGCCGGGGAGGUGGAGGGGUGGUAGGAGGUAGCUGGGAGAAAAGACAUGGGUCUGGAGCUAAACCGGGUGGGAGCUGGGAGAGGAAACACACACCGGGUGGGAGCUGGGAGCGCAGACAUGGUUGUACUGGGAGCUGGGAGAGGGGGAAGUCCUAUGGAAGCUGGGAGAGGAGGAACCAUAACCCUCUGGAGCCCAUGCCAUGCCCUGAUGCCUACUGUAACCUGGUUAUACUGGCUGUUGAAAACAGGGAUGCUGCAGAAGAGUACUGCGCCCUCAUCUGUCAGAUGUUUCAGAUCAUCUAUGGACAUCAGACCAUCGAGUGUGUCGACAGGGCAGGAUAUCACUACACCAUGCCUGACCGCUAUUGGCUGCAGAGGAGUGACAGCUGCCUCACUGAUAUGACAUAUGGCUAUGAUACAGACUUCAGCUGCUGCAGUUCAUAUGAUGGCUCUCAGGAAGCAUUUGAUCCAUACUACAGUGAGAACUAUAGUGAGGACUCGUCUCUCUCCUGUCAUGACUCUCAUCGAAGCCUGGCCUCCACACACAGCGACUCUGAACCCUGUAACGCCAGUCUGCAGGAAUACAUGAUCAUAUUGAGAAGCAAGCUGACACCUCAGGAGAUUCAGCAGUUUGCUCUGUUCCUGAGAGAAUACAGACUAGGUGCUCCAAUGGAGCAAUUCUGCACUGACCUGCUGGAGCUUUAUGGAGAAUCACGCAAGUUCCUGCUGCUCGGCAUGAGACCAUUUAUUCCAGAUAAGGAUGUAGGAGUCUUCGAGGCAUUUUUGGAGGACAUUGGAAUCCGAGAGGGCGGGAUUUUGACAGACAGUUUUGGGCGGAUCAAGCGAAGCAUGAGCAACACAUCUGCCACAGCAGUGCGCGGCUAUGAUGGCUGGGCAGUCCCCUCCGGCUCCCAGGACUUCAACCGUAGAAUCGAUGACAUCACACAUGACAUCGAGGCCUUGGGCUUCGAGGAGGGAAACGGAGACAUAGAAGAAGAGGACUAUUACCUCUGAAACAACCCGAAAGAAGAUGUACAGAUAAAUUACACACAUAUGUAAAGAAAAUGUUUUUUAAAAAUGCAUUGCCUAAUGGCACUUUUCCACUGCACGUUACGGUUUGACUCAACUCUACUCUGCUCGCUUCUGAGCUUGCUUUUCCACUGCAGUUUAGUGCCACCUCAACGUGGGUGGGAUUAUAGGCUGAUCGUCAUAGCUGCACCGCCUCUACUGCCGUGACAUCAUCUUAAAUGCGACACAAAUAUUACUGACCAUAAACAAUAACACGACAGUUAGCUGUUAGCUACUAGUUCAUUGUGCUGCAUAAAGCAGUUGUUGCAUGGUGAUUUUACAUGAGUGUAUCAGUUAAAUUGGCCUGUUUGUUUUAGAAGCAAGCUUUCCAGUAGCUGGUCAACUAAAUAAAGUGAAGAUUUCAAGCAGAAUAUAGAGUUAAUGUAACAAAAUGUACAAUCCUCCAUCGUUGACUCCAACAACGCCGAGUCCAGGGCAUUCUCCCUCCCAUUGCUCACCAGUCUAUUGCCAUAGAUAGCAUCCAUUUGGUCGAACCACUUCCACUUUCUUCUGUUUGAACCACUCCGGCUGUUGUGGUCCUUGAUGGUUCUGUAGUCACUUAAGUUUUUUUAACUAUUCCCUACACUGUUGGUAGGUCCGGUGGUAGCCAUGUACGGCCAACAGCUGAGACACUUCCUGAAAAACAUUUUUUGUUUUGCGUCGUUUCAUUCAUCACUAAUGAGAGGAACGUCUGCACCUCGUUUAUUGACCACGGUGUGGUUUUGCGCACAGCCAUUUCUUUUACAAUUUGAAAGUCACGUGAACAAAUGAUAUUGCUUUGAAACUAGCGGGUUGAUGUCCCGUGUCACAAAUCCAGUGACACUGGUAGUGACGAUUCUCUCUGACCAAUCAGUGAUCUGCAGGGUUUUGAUGUCACAUUUAGUAUCGGCACGGCUCGCUUGGAAGCUCGACCGAGGUGGUACUAAAAAAAGUACCAGUUACCAGGUACUAUCCACAGUGGAAAACCCCCAAAAAGCGAGCAGAGUCGAGUCGAGUAGAGCUGUACCGUGCAGUGGAAAAGCCCCAUAAGUGUCUUAUCUGUCCCCAAAGGGUGCAUAUCAGUACCUAAAGGUGUAAAAAAGGUACAGUUGGUGUACCGGGUACUGUCUCAGUGACAAACUGUUGUACCCCUUAAGGAACCAUUUUUGCAUAUGUUUUCUAACAAUGUACUGUAUAUUAGAACUGUAGCAUUGGAGAAGUUUUUUAAAGCAGGGUUUAGCUCACAAAUGUUUUAAUAUACAGUGGCCCCAAAUGUAUUUGUACACUUAAGUCACAAGUAAAAAUGAAUUAAUAUUAUUGCAAUAUAAAAAUUUUUUUGGGGGGGGGGGGAGGCUCCUGCUUGAUAAUUUAGCAUCAGAAGUUUCUAAAGGGGGGAACAUGGAAAAUCUAGCAUCCCCCAAUCCCCCUUUAGAUCCGGCCAUAGCUCAAGGACAAUUUUCAUGCAAAAUAUUUCACGAGUUUAAAUGAUGCAUAAAUAAAUAUAUUGUACAAAUGGAA